CCAAGACCACACAGAAGCUCGGGAAGGCCGUAAAGCGUCUAACAGCCGGGGCAUUGUCGUGCUUCUCAAACGAAUCCCUCCACAGUUACAGCUUUGCAUCCUUCGAGACCAGGGUAGGCCUUCGACAAAACAUGCGUCACGUUGAGAGGUGGGAUCGAUAUCAGGGUGCACAUGCGCAUCUGCAUCGACGCUUGAUGCCGACUGAUGACAUUGAUCCACACUGGGUGUCGUGCGCAGAGCCCUUUCCACUCAGCGAUCGAUCACACCAUGAAGGAGCUGUUUUCGCCUACCCGAAGCGACAUCUUUGCCCUGAAGACCCCCGUAAUGUCCCCGACCCCGAGUCAGGGGUCCAAAACAACCGACUCUCCUUCGAGAACGCCCAAGGCCACCAUCACCGUCAACACUAGCGUCGGUCUCUUCGGAAUCUCUGGCGGCCGAUCGGCCUUGUCGUCGCCCAAACUCACACCCUAUACUCCGACCAAACACGUUGCCCCAAACCAAGCCAUGAUCACCACCAAUGCCAGCUACGAGAUUCUGACAUGCAACGAAGUUGCUGUUCGGUUGGUUGGGUACUCCUCCGUUGAUAUCAUCGGCACCAACAUUCUCUCGAUACUGUGCUCGCCGUAUCGAGAAAAGUUUCGGAAGCUUCUCCAGGCUGUCUGUUCAGUGAGUGGCCGCGCAACAUGUUUGGGCAGCGUCGCUGCAGGCGACAGUCUGUUGGGUCCAAGUGUGCUGGCCUGUGGAUCUGUGAUUCGCAUAAAGAGGAAGGAUCGAUCAAUCUACCCUGCCUCAUUAUGGCUCAAGGAAAGCGCCAACGACUCGGGCAGCAAGAUAUAUAUAUGGGUCUUUGAAAAGAUCGACGAGGAUAUGAUCGAGCUCGAGAUGUCGUCUGAGGGGCUGCUGUACGACGUUUGUGGCGAGUUCUCCAAGCUCUACGGUGCUGACUUCAGUGCGGCCGAGAGACUUUAUCUACAGGAUAUAUGUCCAUCGCUGCUCAUCCAGGACGAUUCACUGGAGCUGCUGGACAUAAUCAAGAAGUGGAAGUUCUUUGGUGCUCGCUCCAGGGAAGGAGCAACGUUUCCUAUCCUCCUCAGGGUAGUGGCCGACCAACCCCUUGGUACUACUUGGCCAAAUUACAGCGCCAAAGCAGGAGCACCCCUGCCCAGCGAGCAUGACGGGCCGAAUUUGCAACCCGGGCCGAAAUCGGCUGAUGAUCUGGAUCCGGAAGCCAGCAUUCACCUGCAGCUCAUCUCUAUGCCAAACAUUGCGGGGGUUGUUACCGUCCACGAGAACGGACUGAUCCAGUCCUGCAAUUCGAUUUUCACAAAGUUCCUCUUUGGCCUGACCAGCAGCGACAUUGUCGAAAAAAGCGAUAUCACCGAGCUGCUCCCUCAGUUCUGGCAGCUCCUGAGCGCCGCUACCAACAACGGAAGCGACCUCAAGGGAUACACUCCGAUCCAGCUGAUCCCGCCGUCAAAGUGCCGCAAGGUUGCUGCCGUGUCCCCCGUUUCGGCCGGCUCGCUGACACACUUUCCAACCGACUCGACACCUCGCACCGGAGGGUCGGUCAAUGUCGCCAACGUCAUCGCCGAGGCCACACGCUCGACCGGCAGUCUGACGCAGGCGUCCCGCCAGGCCGUUAUGACGAGCGGUGUUAUUGCUGUCCACCGCGACGGAACUCGCUUCAACGUCGAUCUGCAUAUCCGGCCGGUGCAUGUCUCUCAUGAAGUCCUGUACGCUGUCUGGAUCACAUUUGACCGCGCACUGCACUCACCGCCCAUGUCGACCACGCAGCCGUCUUCGCCUGUUCGCGGGCUGAGCGUCGCCGGAGACCAAUCGCCUGUGACGACUGGUUCGUGGUCGACCAAGCGGCCACCCGAAGAAGUCGCGGAGAAUAAGGAAGAGCUUCCAAAACUACCAGCAGCUGCGAUCCAGACGCCAGCCAUUGGAUCGCCGUUCACCAUCGACAAAGAGCUUGAUAUCGGACCCGGCUCUCCAGUAGCCGUAUCAGAUGUGCUUGCGACGGACUCAGUUAUCCUCUCACCUCAAGGAUCCGAGCCUCUGGUCGGCGAAAGGGAUGGCCAGGGUAAAGUCACAGAAGCGAGAGAGAGUGAAGGGCAACAAGAAACCAAGCUGGUGGACUCGGCAGAGACCGAGCUGAAGGAGGUCCAGGGCCAGAAGAGGGACUCGUCGAGUGAACAUGUGCCCGAGGACUUGGACGAAGGAGAGACCGAGUGCUCUCCAGACCAGUUUACGCUGAAGGAAUUCGAGAUCAUCAAGCCCAUCGGCGAAGGCUCGUAUGGAUUUGUUAGGGUGGUCACCCGUAAGAACGAUCCCCGCGAGAAAAAAUACGUCAUGAAGUUUGUCGUCAAAUCUCGCAUUCUGGUGGAGUGCUGGAUGAGGGACAAGAUCCUUGGCCUGGUGCCGCUGGAGAUUCACAUCAUGAACUUCCUCAAGAACAACCCGCACCAGAAUGUCGUGCAGAUGCUCAAGUAUUUUGAAGACGAUGACUACUUUUACAUACUCAUGGACAUGCACGGCCACGGCAUUGAUCUCUUUGAAUUCAUCGAUCGCAACCAGACUCUCACAGAGGGCACGGUGCGCAAGAUCAUCUACCAGGUUAUCUUGGCCGUGCGCCAUCUUCACAGACACGACAUCGUGCAUCGUGACAUCAAGGACGAGAAUGUUAUCGUCGAUGAUGAAUACUCGAUCAAGCUGAUAGACUUUGGGUCAAGCGCGUAUCUGAAGCCCAACAAAAAGCCUUUCGAGACCUUCUUUGGAACAAUCGACUACGCUUCACCCGAGAUCCUCAGCGGCGAUAAAUAUGAAGGGAAGCCGCAGGAUGUCUGGGCUCUAGGCAUCCUAGUUCUUCACGCUGAUCUAUGGCGAGACGCCGUUCUACAACAUCGAAGAAACUAUCGCCUGCAACUUGAGGUUCCCGUUCCCGUUCUCGCCAGGUGCAAUCGACGUUAUCACCAAAACGCUGAGCAAGGACGCUGCCCGGCGCCCAACGGCAGAGGAACUUGCAAAGCACCCUUACUUUGAGCCGUGUUGGGAUAUCUAUGGUACAUGAAACUCGGCCGCCACUUUGCGUUAUGCGCGGCCGCGCAAUAUCACCCCCCGUGGUGUACCCAUCCCAAGUUGAAAGGUUCUCUCAGCGCAAAGUCAUCGAUGCCCAAGGCGUGUCAUCAUUCAGCAAUAUCCCCUGCCACCCAACAGACACAUGUAUCCUGGCUUGCUCUGAGAUGGU
Messenger RNA from Polychytrium aggregatum, 3250 nucleotides. RefSeq lists its product as uncharacterized. Gene Ontology annotation, biological process: negative regulation of glycogen biosynthetic process; intracellular signal transduction; protein phosphorylation. Lineage: Eukaryota; Fungi; Chytridiomycota; Chytridiomycetes; Polychytriales. The record is from RefSeq and is a predicted model, not a curated record. Gene Ontology annotation, molecular function: ATP binding; protein serine/threonine kinase activity. Bases 205 to 3045 code for a protein of 946 amino acids. The transcript has 8 exons. Gene Ontology annotation, cellular component: cytosol; nucleus; cytoplasm.